Messenger RNA from Chelonia mydas (Green sea turtle), 19851 nucleotides. It is a transcript of the gene KMT2D, whose product is annotated as lysine methyltransferase 2D. Gene Ontology annotation, biological process: positive regulation of transcription by RNA polymerase II. Bases 851 to 16618 code for a protein of 5255 amino acids. Gene Ontology annotation, molecular function: transcription coactivator activity; histone H3K4 methyltransferase activity; histone binding. Gene Ontology annotation, cellular component: nucleus; MLL3/4 complex. The transcript has 56 exons. The record is from RefSeq and is a predicted model, not a curated record. Lineage: Eukaryota; Metazoa; Chordata; Testudines; Cheloniidae.
CUCUCCGAAAAUGGCGGCCUCGGCGGGCACUUUCCGCUCCGCUCCCUGAAGCCCGGGCGGCGGCGGGGGCGUCAGCGGGGGGGGCCGCCCGCCUUGCCCCCUUUGAACCCCCCCCUCUCUGCAGGAGCCGGGGGGGGCCGGCCACGAGAGGGGGGGAGGGGACUUCACCCCCCCCCCACCACACCCCCCCCCAGUCCUGCCCCCCUGCUGCCGCCCCGGGCCGGCGCGGGGGGUCCGCGGCUGCUGCGUGUCCGCUUCCGGGGCGGUUACAAUGUAGCCAGGCCCGCGGCGGCCGCUCGCUUCCCCCGGGGCGAGAAACUUCCCAGCCCCCCCCCGCGCCGCCGCCGCCGCCGCUUCCCCCCCCCGGGCCGGGCUCGGUCCGCCCGCCCCCCCCCGACACCCUCCCCCCCGGAGGGAGCGGCCAGGCCCGGCUCCGUCGGAUGCGGAUCAAAGGCGACGCCGGAGCAGCUCCCUUUGUGUCUGCCCCGGGAUCCGGCGCCCCGCUCGCGCGGGCUGGGGGGCGCCCCGAGGGGGCCGCGGCCGUGCAGCCCCCCCCCCCGCCAGGGCCGAGGAGGGCUGGGCCCUUGCCCCCCCCACUCCCCCCGGUGUGACCCCGGAUUUGGACCUAGCCGCGUUUCCACACCACCGAAUUCUGCUGCGGGUGACGCUUUAUUUUUUUUUUGCGGGGGGGGGAGGAAAAUCAGACCCCCCCCUCUUUUUUGGGGGGGGUGUGUUUUAAUUAUUUCGUGGACAAUGUUCUCCGCGGCCGCCCGCCGGCGGCUGGCGCUGGGUGCGGGUUCCUGGACGGCCUUGUAACGCGGUCUCUCAGGGAGGGACGGCAGGAGACGGGAUGGAUGAUCGGAAACCGCCCAGCCAGGCCAAAGACGGUGAGGUGCCAGCCGACGGGGGCGCGUCUUCAGAAGAGCGGGGUGGCGCGGAAGGAGACCCCCUGAAGCCGCCGGAAGGGGCCCCCACUGCCCCGGAACCGGAAGCCAAGGAGCCUCCUCAGGCCUGUGGUGCCCUGCCCAGGCGUUGCGCCCUCUGCAACUGCGGCGGGUGGAGCUUGCAUGGGCAGCGGGAGCUCCAGCGCUUCGAGCCGGCGCCCGACUGGAACAAGCGUCUCUCCGAGCUGCCGGACGGCAGGGGCCCUGGCGAGACUCGGCCCCCUGGGGACGACCUGUCCCUGAUCGGCUUCGCGGAGGGGGUGUCACCAGGAGAGCUCUUCGAGCCAACGGGGCACUGCUGGGCCCACCACUGGUGCGCGGCCUGGUCGGUGGGGGUGCAGCUGCAGGCCGGAGCCGGGCUGAGCGACGUGGGCAAAGCUGUUUUCUCAGGGAUCUCGCAGAAAUGUGAACACUGUCGGAGGAUGGGUGCUACCAUUCAGUGCCACUCGGAGGGGUGUCCGCGGCACUACCACUUCCCAUGCGCGGCGGCCAGCGGCGCCUUCCAGUCCAUGAAAACCCUCCAGCUCCUGUGCCCGGAGCACGUGGCCGAGGCGGUGCAGAUGGAGGACUCGCGAUGCGUGGUGUGCGACGGGCCGGGGGACCUGCGCGACCUGCUCUUCUGCACCAGCUGCGGCCUGCACUACCAUGGCACCUGCCUGGACGUCCCCGUCACGCCACGCAAACGCUCUGGCUGGCAGUGCCCCGAGUGCAAAGUCUGCCAAACGUGCAGACAGCCCGGCGCGGACUCCAUGAUGCUGGUGUGCGAGGCCUGUGAUAAGGGCUACCACACGUUCUGCCUGAAGCCGGCCAUCGAGAGCCUUCCCACGGACUCCUGGAAGUGCAAGAACUGCCGGGUGUGCUCCGACUGUGGGUCGCGGCCGGCAGCGCUCGACCCCGGAUGCCACUGGUAUGAGAACUACUCGGUGUGUGAAGGGUGCCAGCGGCACCGGAGCGCGGCAGGAGGCACCGAUGCCGCCCGGUGCUGCCAGAGCUGCCAGAAGCCCUUGCCCCCGGAUUGCAGUGAUGCGGCAGGGGGUUCCGCCUGCCCGGCGUGUCAAGGGCAGCAGAAACACCCGCAGCCGGAUGGGGCCGUGCCCCAGGAAGAGAUGCCCUCGGGGUGUGAAGCCAAACCACUAGGUCCCGCUCCGGAGCCGGAGGAGGCGCCAGGCCCAGCAGCACCUGCCAAGGACGAGGCGACGGAGCCGACACCCCCCGAGACGGCCCCUGAACCGCCAGCCCUGCCCCCGGCCCCCCCAGACCCCGCUGUUGCCGCAUCGCCCGCCCGCUCUGAGGAGCCGCCACCGGAUGCCAAAGAGGAACCGGCCCCCAAGCAGCCAGUGGGACCCCCUGCCAUCACCGCAGCGCCGCUGGAGCCUGCAGGCAGCCCCCAGCCCCCCAUGGACAAGGAGCCUGCCUCCCCACCCCGGACAGAGACACCCCCCACAGUCCCUCUGCCAGGCUCCCCUGCUCCCCAGCUGGGCCCCCCACAGCCCAGAGAAGCGAUGGAGUGUGGGGAGGAGGAGGGGAUGGACACGGCAGGGGGCGAGGCGGGGUCCCUGGCCAGCCCCGCCGGGGAUGGUGCCCAGUCCACCCCAGCUGUGGCCCUGGGGCCGUUCCCAGCCUUGGCGCAGGAGGAAGAGGAGGAGGGAGCCGCUGGGCUGGAGCAGGCGGGGGCUGGGGGGAGGUGCUCUCCCCCACUGAGUGAGGACGGGCUAGAGGAGAGCCGGGGCGGAGGGGACCCCGAGUCCAGCCAGACCCCGGUCAGCUUCACCAGCGAGCCUAAGGGGUCCCCCAUGCUGCUGGAGCCCGAGGAGCUGGGCCCGGCCACCCCAAUGGAGGUGUAUGGGACGAGCGGGAAGCUGCUGGAGCGUGGGGAAGAGGGGGGCCCCGAGCCCCCCGUCCUGCGGCCCCGUCCCACCCUCAUCAAGUCGGACAUCGUCAACGAGAUCUCCAACCUGAGCCAGGGCGACACCAGAAGCAGCUUUCCCGGCUCGGAGCCCCUGCUGGGCUCUCCGGACCCUGAGGGCGGGGGCUCUCUCUCCAUGGAGCUGGGCAUGACCUCCACCGACAUCAGCCUGCAGAAGGACGACGCCGGCUCCCUGCCCCACUGCACCGACUCGCUGGCUGAGACGGACGACUCGCUGCUCUUCGAGCCCGGCACUGGGGCCAAGGGCGAGGGGGAGAAGGGGCGUCGGCGCAGCUCCCCGGGGCGCUCCCGCGUCAAGCAGGGUCGCAGCAGCAGCUUCCCAGGGAGGAGGCGGCCCCGAGGCGGGACCCAGGGGGGCCGGGGCCGGGGCCGAGCUCGGCUGAAGUCGACCACCUCGUCCAUUGAGACCCUCGCGCUGGCGGAUAUCGACAGCUCCCCCAGCAAGGAGGAUGACGAGGAGGAGGACGACACCAUGCAGAACACUGUCGUGCUUUUCUCCAACACGGACAAGUUCGUUCUCAUGCAGGACAUGUGCGUGGUGUGCGGCAGCUUCGGGCGCGGGGCGGAGGGGCACCUCCUGGCCUGCUCCCAGUGCUCCCAGUGCUACCACCCCUACUGCGUCAACAGCAAGAUCACCAAGGUGAUGCUGCUGAAGGGCUGGCGCUGCGUGGAGUGCAUCGUCUGCGAGGUGUGCGGCAAGGCCUCGGACCCCUCGCGCCUGCUGCUUUGCGACGACUGCGACAUCAGCUACCACACCUACUGCCUGGACCCGCCGCUGCACACCGUGCCCAAGGGCGGCUGGAAGUGCAAGUGGUGCGUGUGCUGCGUGCAGUGCGGGGCGGGCUCCCCCGGAUUCCACUGUGAGUGGCAGAACAACUACACGCACUGCGCCCCCUGUGCCAGCCUUGUCACCUGCCCCGUCUGCCGGGCGAAGUACGUGGAAGACGACCUGCUCAUCCAGUGCAGGCACUGCGACCGGUGGAUCCACGCAGUGUGUAGCAAUCUCUUCACGGAGGAGGAGGUGGAACAGGCAGCAGACGAGGGCUUCGACUGCAGCUCCUGCCAGCCCUACGUGGUCAAGCCAGUCGUUCCCGUCGCCCCCCCAGAGAUCAUCCCGGUGAAGAUCAAGGAGCCGGAGCCCCAGUAUUUCCGCUUCGAAGGCGUCUGGCUGACGGAGACCGGCAUGGCCGUGCUGCGCAACCUGUCCAUGUCCCCUCUGCACAAACGCAGGCAACGCAAGACCCGGCUGGGCCCCCUGAAUGGGGAGGGGGGCCUGGAGGGGGGCGACCCCCUGGGUGCGGACGAGAAGAAGGACGGGGAUCUGGACGUGGAUGACCUGAAGGGUGAAGGGGGUGUGGAGCACAUGGAGUGUGAGAUCAAGCUGGAAGCUGCUGCCAGCCCCGACCGGGACGGGGGCGCCGACGUGGACUCGGGGAAGGGGCUGGAGGAUUCGGAGGAGUGCAAGAAGAGGAAGCGGAAGCCAUACCGCCCCGGGAUCGGCGGGUUCAUGGUGCGGCAGCGGAAGUCCCAUACCCGGCUGAAGAAGGGCUCGGCGGCGCUGGUGGAGGCGUGUCGCGAGGUGCUGAGCGCCGAGGGGCACCCGGAGGACGGGGCGCCGGCGGAGAUCCCAGCGGAGGGCGCUGCGGAGCAGGGUGCAACGGAGGUGGACGAGAAGAAGAAACGCAGAGGCAGGAAGAAGAGCAAGUUGGAGGACAUGUUCCCUGCCUACCUCCAGGAAGCGUUCUUCGGGAAGGCGCUCAUGGACCUGAGCCGGAAGGCCCUGCUGGCUGCGGGGGGUGUAGGGGAUGGAGCCGCCUGCCCCCCCUUUGGCCAGGGUGCUCCCAGACCAAGGGUGGACCCUGGGGUGCCCGGCACACUCCAGAAGGCGCCUGGAGAUGGGAAGGAGACCCCUGCCCAUCUGAAAGGGGACAGCAGCAUGGACAGCAGCACCCUGGUGGCCCAAGAGGAGGACCCGAAAGGGGCGGAAGCGAAGGCCGAGGACCCAGGGACAGAGGAGCCGAAAGGUUCUCCGGAUCCUGGGGACAGCGAGAAGCCCGCGACGCCCGGCGAGGGUGCUCUCAGCUCCGACCUUGACAAGAUCCCCACAGAAGAAUUGCCCAAGAUGGAGAGCAAGGACAUCCAGCAGCUCUUCAAGGACGUGCUGGGCUCUGCCGAGCGGGAGCAGCAGCUGAGCUGCGUGGCGGCAGGGAUGGAGGCCGGCAUGGGAGGGCGAGACCCCAACCGGGCACAGCUCUCUCAGAGGCCCUUCCUGCAAGGGAGUGUUUCUCUGGGCUCUCUCUCCUCCGCCGUCCCCAUGGAGUCCUACUCAGGAGUCUGCCAGUCCCCAUUCCUCGAUAACAGGGAGAGAAGUGGCUUCUUCAGCCCAGACCACUGCGAGCCCGAGAGCCCCUGGGCCAGCAGCUCGGCUGCCACCACCCCCUCCACGCCCACCACCCCCACCACGGAGGGUGAGGGGGAUGGGCUCUCCUACAACCAGCGGAGCCUACAGCGCUGGGAGAAGGAUGAGGAGCUGGGCGAGCUGUCCACCAUCUCGCCCGUACUCUAUGCCAACAUGAACUUCCCCAGCCUCAAGCAGGAUUACCCAGACUGGUCCAGCCGCUGCAAACAGAUCAUGAAGCUCUGGAGAAAGGUCCCUGCCCCGGACAAAGCCCCCUACUUGCAAAAGGCCAAAGAUAACCGGGCGGCUCAUCGCAUCAACAAGGUGCAGAAGCAGGCCGAGAGCCAGAUCAGCAAGCAGACCAAAGGGGAGGUGCUGCGCAAGCCUGAGAGACCCGCGCUGCACCUGAGGAUCCCGCCGCAGCAGGGGGCGCUGCCUGGUGCUGCGGGGCAGCCUGUCUACAUCAACAGCCCGCUGGCCCUGCCUGGCUCCACGGACGGGUUCCUGAAGUCCCCUGCUGGCGUUGAAGCGGGGGCCGAGUCCAGCGAGCUCUCCCUCAAGCUUCCUUCCCAAGUGCCUUCGCACGACCCCUACAGCAUGGCCCCCACCUACCCGCUGGAGCCCCGCUUCCCCUCGCCCCUGGGCCAGAGCCCCACUGCCGGAGCUGCCUUCCAGCCCUUCCCCACGCAACAGCAGCAGCAGCAGCUCCUGCCCACUCCCCGGCCGGCCCUGGGCCCCCAGCCUCCGGAGUUCCACCCCACCUCCCCUGGACCCCCCCGGCACCAGCCCUCCACCCCAGACCCCUUCCUGAAACCUCGCUGCCUCAGUGGCUCUCUGGACAACCUGUCGGUGCCAGGGAGCCCUGGGGCCAGGCCCCCCGAGCCGCUGCUCUCACCCCCUCCAUUCGGGGAGCAGAAGCGGAGCCUGGAGGCUGGGGGGCUGCAGGUGAAGAAGGAGGAAGGGGGCCCGGGAGUGUGUUCUCCUGGCUACGUGGCUGCCAUGGGCUACGCCGAUUCCCCGUCCCACCUCUCCUCCGCCGAGCUGAAGGCGGCCGACGUGUUCAAAGCCCCCCUGACCCCACGGGUCUCUCAGGUAGAGCCACAGAGCCCAGGGCUCGUGCAUCCCCAUCCCCAGGCUUUGGCCCCCUCACCUCCCAGCCACCCCGACCUCUACAGGCAGUCGCCCUCCGUGUCCUGCUACUCGGACCCCUAUGCCCAGCCCCCCCUGACGCCCCGGCCACAGCCCCCCGAGAGCUGCUGUGCCCUGCCCCCCAGGUCCUUGCCUUCUGACCCCUUCUCCCGCAUCCCCGCCAGCCCACAGUCCCAGUCCAGCUCCCAGUCCCCCCUCACCCCCCGGCCACUCUCCAAUGAGGCUUGCUGCCAGUCACCCGUCACCCCUCGCUUCCAGUCGCCCGACCCCUACUCCAGACCCCCCUCGCGCCCCCAGUCCCGGGACCCCUUUGCCCCCCUGCACAAGCCCCCGCGGCCCCAAAUGCCUGACUCCGGCUUCAAAUCGAUCCCAGUCUCCCACAAUCCCCCAGCUGGCGGGGGCUUCCCUCCAGCCCAGCCCAGUGACCCUCACUCCAAGGGGCCGGGAAGCCAGCAGCCCCCCUUUGCUCGCUCCCCCGGAGCCAGCGUCUUCCCUGGCGCCCCGGCGCAGAUGCGGUUCACCUUCCCCCCAGCUGUCUCGGAGACCCUCAAGGGUUCCCCCUCCCACCAACCCCACGGGAUGAACAGCCAUUUCGCCUCUAGCCAGCCCGUGGGCAAGCCCCAAAGCACCAACUAUGCCUCCUCGCCCGGCUUCCACCAGGCCGGUAGCCCCCUGGGGCCUGGCAACUGCCCUGCUGAAACCUACAGCCUCUCUCCCCUGCGGCCCCCCUCGGUGCUGCCACAGCAGCCCCCCAACCCCCAGCAGCAGCAGGACGGCUCCCUGACCUACUUGCCCCGAGCCGGUAUGGCGCUGCCAGCUGACAAGCGGGAGGAGGUGGUGUCGGGGAUCUCUGCUCUCCCCAGCCGGGAGCUGCCCGAGCUGCCCGUCAGCCAGGAGGGCACCCUCAGCAGCGUCAGCCAGUCGGAGCUGGAGAAGCAGAGGCAGCGCCAGAGACUCCGCGAGCUCCUCAUCCGCCAGCAGAUCCAGAGGAACAACCUGCGGCAGGAGAAGGAGAGCGCAGCCGCCGCCACCAGCUCCUCCCAGGCAGCGUGGAGCGCUGAAGCCAGCAGCCCGGCCUUCGAGCAGCUCAGGGGCCUGGCACCCUACCAGCCAGCACAGGACAAGAGCACCCUCGGGAAUCUGCCCGCAGCCCCUGGUAGCAGCAAACUCUCUGGGCCAAUUAUGGUGCCCGUGGCCUUCGCACCGGACGAACGGCUUUCUCGCCCGCCUCCUGCCGCCACGCCCUCCUCCAUGGACCUCAACGGCAGGCCGGCGGUGGGAGCCCCCCAGACCUUCUUCCAACGCGGCAUGUUCCAGGGACCCUCGCCGCAGCAGCAGCAGAUGUGGCAGCAGCAGGCGGCCGUGCGGCUCCCCAGCCCGGCCCGCUUCCAGCAGCCGCCUGGCCACGAGCUCGGCCGGCCGGCGCUGGGGGGCCUGGCUGGGCGCGUGCCGGGCCCUGCCGAGCAGAUCCCAUCCUCGCCCGGCGCCAUGGGGGCCCAGUUCAUUGAGCUGCGGCACAACUCCCAGAAGGGGGCAGCCGGGGGCAUGGGCUCCCCCUUCGCCCAGCAGGGCCCCCCGGCCAGGCCACGCUUCUUCCUGCCCGGCGACGAGAGCUCCAGCCAGGUCCUGCGUGCCUCUGUCAUGCCUCUGGCAGCCCCGGUCCUGCAGCCCCCGAAGCUGCCGGCCCCUCUGCCGCCCUCUGCUUCGUCCCCACAGGGGGCUCAGCGGAGCCACCAGCCUCCCCCCAAAAGUGGCCCUCCGCUGCCCCCGCCUGCCAGCGGCCUGGAGCUGCAGCAUGGGCCACCCCGCCCGCUGUCGUCCACCAGCCUGCGCCCCGAGGGCCCCAAGGACAGCCCCGCCAUGGAGCCCCCGCUGGCUCCAGCCCCGGCUCCAGCUCCCAGCAAGAGCCACCUGGCGCUGGAGGGCGGGCGGCUCCCGUGCGAGGUCCCGGGGGAGCCCGACCUGGACGACGACUUUGACUCCCACAAGGACCUGGAGGACGACGACCUGGCCAACCUGAGCCUGGACCCGGACGUGGCCAAGGGGGACGACGACCUGGGCAACCUGGACAACCUGGAGACCAACGACCCCCACCUGGACGACCUGCUGAAUGGCGACGAGUUUGACCUGCUGGCCUACACUGACCCCGAGCUGGACACGGGUGACAAGAAGGACAUCUUCAACGAGCACCUGCGCCUGGUGGAGUCGGCCAACGAGAAGGCUGAGCGUGAGGCCCUGCUCAAGAGGGAGCCAGCUGGGCCCUGCCCCAAGGGCCCCGGGGAGCUCAAGGAGCUGGCACCCCCCAGGGAGGGGCUGGCGCCUGCCCCCUGCCCUUCCAGCACGGCACCGGCUCCCCACCCGACCUUCAAGGCCCAGGCUAGCAUCCUGGAAGCCAAGCCAGCCUCCCUGCCGGCUAGCGUCCAGCCCAAGCUGGAGGAUGGCUGCCUGAAGACAUCCCCCUGCCAGUUCAAUGCUGGUGCCUCUGACCGCCUCCCGGUCCCCAUCAAGUCGGAGGCCCUCCAGGGGGCCGAGAAAAUGACUGCCUCCCUCGGCCUGACGCUCAAGCCUGGCCAGAACCUGUUGAAUCCCGGAGCGGGGCCCGUGCGGCUCGGCACAGCCCCCUUCCCAAACAACGGCCAGCCUGCCACCUCUGGCUCAGACAAGGGCCCCUACGCUGCCCCGGGCCGCGGGCUGGCACCCAGCCAGAGCACUGCCCUGCUGGAGCUGGAUGGAGGGGCCUUGGGCCUGGCCAACGCCCAGCACUCACCGGCUGAUGACCUGGAGAAGAUGGAGAGCUCCCUGGUGGCCAGCGAGCUGCCCCUGCUCAUCGAGGACCUGCUGGAGCACGAGAAGAAGGAGCUGCAGAAGAAGCAGCAGAUGUCGGCCCACCUGCCGGGGGGCGCCCAGCACCUCCAGACUGUGCAGCCGCACUCCAUGCUGGCUCACCCUGCGGGGCCAGCCCAGCCCCCGGACGGGCAGGCUCCCCGCCUGGUGGGGCCCCAGCAACAGCUGCAGCUGGGCCUCAUCGCCAGGCAGCAGAACCUGGUGCCCACCCAACAGCUGAUGACGCAGCAGCAGCGGGUGGUGGGACCCCAGCAGGGCCAGGUGCUGGCCCCACACAUGGCGCAGCCGCAGCCCCAGCCCCAGCCCCAUGUCCUCGCGGCCCAGCACGGCGUCCAGCCGGCGCUGACCCCGCAGCCAAACCAGCAGCAGGUGCUGGUGCAGAAGCAGAUACCUGGGGUGCAGCCGACCCCCAUGGGCAUGAAACCCCAGCAGCUCGUCAUGCAGCAGCACCAGCUGGCCAACAGCUUCUUCCCUGACACAGACCUGGAUAAGUUUGCGGCUGAGGACAUCAUGGACCCCAUCGCCAAGGCCAAGAUGGUAGCGCUGAAGGGCAUCAAGAAGGUGAUGGCUCAGGGAAGCAUUGGGGUGGCCCCUGGGAUGAACAGGCAACAGGUGUCCCUGCUGGCUCAGCGGCUCUCGGGAGCCACGGCCACCGCCGAAAUGCAGAACCACGUCCCAGCUGGGAGCGGACAGGAGCGAAGUGGCAGCGACCCGUCUCAGACCCGCCCCAACCCACCCACCUUCGCUCAGGGCGUCAUCAACGAGGCCGACCAGCGGCAGUACGAGGAGUGGCUCUUCCACACCCAGCAGCUCCUGCAGAUGCAGCUGAAGGUGCUGGAGGAGCAGAUCGGCGUGCACCGCAAGUCCCGCAAGGCCCUGUGCGCCAAGCAGCGCACCGCCAAGAAGGCCGGCCGUGAGUUCCCCGAGGCCGACGCUGAGAAGCUCAAGCUGGUGACGGAGCAGCAGAGCAAGAUCCAGAAGCAGCUGGACCAGGUGCGGAAGCAGCAGAAGGAGCACACCAACCUGAUGGCCGAGUACCGCAACAAGCAGCAGCAGCACCAGCAGAGCGCCGCCGCGCUGGCCCUCAGCCCCUCGCAGAGCCCCCGGCUCAUGGCCAAGCUCCCGGGGCAGCUGCUCGCCGCCCACAGUGUCCAGCCGCAGCUCCCCCAGCAAACGGGGGCCAUGGUGGGGGCGCAAGGCCUGGGCCAGCAGCCCAACCAGCUGGCAGGGCAAGCGGGCGGCGUGCGCUUGCCCCAGGGCGGCGUCUCCAUGGCGGUCCAGCAGGGCCUGUCCUUCCUGGGGAACGCCGCCGUCCCCAGCACAUCCAGCAGCUUCUUCCCCGGGAGUCCCGCGCUCCGGGGGCUGGCCGCCGACACCCGGCUGAUGCAGGAGAGGCAGUUGCAGAGGAUGCAGCUGGCUCAGAAACUGCAGCAGCAGCAAAGCAUGCUGGGACAGGUGUCGUUGCAGCAGCAAAGCAUGCUGGGACAGGUGUCGCAGCCGCAGCAGCAGCAGCAAAGCAUGCUGGGACAGGUGUCGCAGCCGCAGCAGCAGCAGCAGCAGCAAAGCAUGCUGGGACAGGUGUCGCAGCCGCAGCAGCAGCAGCAGCAGCAAAGCAUGCUGGGACAGGUGUCGCAGCCGCAGCAGCAGCAGCAGCAGCAAAGCAUGCUGGGACAGGUGUCGUCGCAGCAGCAGCAGCAAAGCAUGCUGGGACAGGUGCAGCAGCAGCAAAGCAUGCUGGGACAGGUGUCGCAGCAGCAGCAGCAAAGCAUGCUGGGACAGGUGCAGCAGCAAAGCAUGCUGGGACAGGUGCAGCAGCAGCCCCCUGCUCCCCAGCAGGGCGGUGCGGGGCAGCCCAUGGUUCCGAAGCAGCAGGGCAUCCUGGUCCAGCAGCUCUCGCCGCAGCCGCAGCCAGGGAUGAUGGGGCACUCCCAGGCGUCCAUGCUGCAGCAUCAGGGCGUGGCGGGCCGCCAGAACCCCCCGAGGCAGGUGCUGUUAGCGCCCCACCAGCAGAGGGUGCUGGGCUCGCCUCAGCUGGUGCAGCAAACUCAGGGCCUCCUGGGCCACCGGCUGAUUUUAUCGCCGGCGCAGCAGCAGCAGGCCGGACUUCUGGGCCAGUCACGGCCCUUGCUGACGCAACAGCAGCAGAGCUCUCGCGCCCAGCAUCAGGCCCUGCUGGGUCAGGGGCAGGGGCAGGCCGCCCAGCCGGGCCUCGUGGGGCAGGGGCAGGCUGCCAAGCAGCAGCUACAGCACUUUCCACAGCAUGGGGCCCUGGGCCAGUCCCCCUCCAUGCCACACUUGAGUCAGGGAGGUCAGCCAGCCCCGCAGGGCGCGGCCGCCAAGGAGCAGCAGGGAGGGGCAGAGAGCGCUGUGCUGCCCCCAGAGGGUGCCGAGGGCAGGGGACAGCAUCAGGUUCAGCUGACCGCCGCUGUGGGUGUGCCGGGCAGCCAGGACCUCGGGGGGCAGCCGCACAUGGGCCCUCAGGAGCAGCUGGGCAUUCAGAACCUCAGUCCCCUGGCGCUGGCCGGCCAGGAGCAGCAGCUGCAGAAACACCAGCCUGAGCUGGGGCAGCAGCCGGCCAUGGCGAGCUCCCUGCAGCUCCAGCAGCCGCAGCGAAUGCAGGGGGGCCAGCAACAAAGCAGCCUGCUUCAUCCGCCGCUGCAGAACAGCGGGGGGCUGGCGCAGCUGGGGGGCGCCAUGAGGCAAGAGCAGCCGCACUCGGACCCUGCCCAGGGGCCUCACUUGCUGGCCCCGCAGGGCUCGGUGGCAGAACAGCAACAGCAGCCCGGGAGCAUGACGAGCCAGGCGCAAAGGAUUGCGGGCCAGCCGCCAACACAAAGCCAAGAACAGCAGCCGAAAGGGCUGGGGAGCCAGCGGCAGCCGACCGCGGGGCAGCGGCUCCCCAGCCCGGCAGGGCAGCACAAGGCUGGGCCGAUGGGGCAGCCGCAGCAGAGCCUGCUGGUCCCGCAGGCAUCCCACGCGCAGAGUAUCCUGAGCCAGGUGUCCGCUCCGGUGAUGGGCCAAUUCCGAGCUCAGCUGCAAGGCGUCAUCUCCAAAAACCCGCAGCUGCGGCACCUCACCCCGCAGCAGCAGCAGCAGCUGCAGGCCAUCCUGGUGCAGCGCCACCAGCAGAGCCUGCUGCAGCAGAGCCAGGCACUGAGGCAGGCUGGCCCCUUCCCGGGGCAGGCCCAGGCAUCGCUGGAGCAGGGGCCGCACCCUCCCUCGGCCCUGCCGGCCUCCGUGGUGCACCAGCAGCCGAGGCAGCCGGGGACGGUGUUCCAUGUCCGGCCAGCCGGCCCCUCCGCUGCUGCAGAGCAGAUGCAGCCAGGGUUUGUCAUGGAGCAGGCGACCGCCGGCCAGCAGAGAGUGCCGCUGAGCGCCCCCCAGCAGCCACUAGCGGAACUGGUGCACACGGCACUGGUGGGGCGUAGUCCCCAGCAGGGGGUGCUCAGACUCUCGGCCCCGCCGGUGGCCACCCCGGUCCCGGCGCCCAUGAGCAUGGUCAGCCUGGGCUCUGUGCAUCAGCACCCCCCACCCAGCCGGGAACAGAGCCCCCAAGAGCCAAAGGAAGCCUCCCCGCCCACCCUGGCCAGGCCGCCCAGUGUGGCACAGAGCCCUGGGGCGCAGCCCGAGCACAGGCUGACGCCCAUGCAGAAUAGCUUCCUGGUGGAGCCGGUGCCCGCUGUCCCAAAGCCACCCCCCAGCCAAACAGGGGAGGAGUCCUUUGCUGGGACCCCUGGCCACUGGGAGCCAGCAGCGCAGGGUCCCAAUUCCUCUCCCAGCAUGGAGCCCAUGGAUGGAUCGAGAAAGCCACUGGACCGCAGCCUGGCCGGGAGUCAAGUCAACGGGCAGGUGGUAGAAAGGCCGGGCCCACAGGCCUCUCCUCUGGAAGGGGGGGCCCUGCCAACCGAGGCCCCCGGGGUCUGCAUCAAGCAGGAGCCCAAGGAGGAGACGGCGCCGUGCGUGCUGGGCGGGGGCCAGGCUGUGAAACGCGAGGCCAACGGGGAGCCGGCGCCCACCCCAGCCAACAAGCUCCUGAUGGGUAGCCAGCUGCUGGCGGGCGCCAGGUCUGAGGCUGGGCACCUGCUGCUGCAGAAGCUGCUGCGGGCCAAGAACGUGCAGCUGGCGUCGCAGCGCUCCGCCGAGGGGCUGCGGUCCGAGCUCAACGGGCACAGUGACGGCAAGCUCUCGGGGCUGGAGCAGAGGCUGCAGGCAGCGCCCCCCGGCAGAGAGGAUCCCUCCGCCAGCAAGAAGCCCCCGGCCCCGAAGCCCAAACGGGCCCAGAAGAGCGGGGAGCGAGUGGCCGCCUCCCGCAAGAAGCUGCGCAAGGAGGAUGGGCUCAAAUCCAGCGAGGCCCUAAUGAAGCAGCUGAAGCAGGAGCUCUCCCUGCUGCCCCUGGUGGAACCCACCAUCACGGCCAACUUCAGCCUCUUUGCGCCCUUCGGCAGCAGCCCCAUCAACGGCAAGAGCCAGCUGAAGGGGGCGUUCGGCAGCGCCGUGCUGGACAGCGUCCCCGACUACUACACGCAGCUGCUCACCAAGAACAACCUGAGCAACCCGCCCACCCCACCCUCCUCGCUGCCCCCCACUCCGCCCCCCUCCGUGCAGCAGAAGAUGGUGAAUGGCGUCACCUCCUCGGAGGAGCUGGCCGAGCAGCCCAAGGAGCCGGACCAGGCCCGGGAAGCCGAAGGCCGGAAGGACGCGCCCGCCGUGGAAGUGAAGAGCCUGGACCUGCUGGCAGCCUUGCCCACGCCCCCGCACAACCAGACAGAGGACGUGAGGAUGGAGAGCGACGAGGAGAGCGACUCCCCCGACAGCAUCGUCCCCGCCUCGUCCCCAGAGAGCGUCCUGGGCGAGGAGCCGCCCCGCUUCCCCCUGCUGGCCGAGGCGAAGCCGGAGCUGCAGGAGCGGGUGCUGUCGCCAGUCAUCCCCAUCAUCCCCAGGGCCAGCAUCCCAGUGUUCCCCGACCCGAGGCCCCCCGAGGCACGGGAGCCCUUCGGGGAGCACGGCGGGAAGGUGGCCCUGGCGCAGGGCAUCGCCUGGGAGAAGGGGAAGGGCAGCGAAGUCUCUGUCAUGCUGACCGUCUCGGCUGCGGCUGCUAAGAACCUGAACGGCGUCAUGGUGGCCGUGGCCGAGCUGCUCCGCAUGAGGAUCCCCAGCUCCUACGAGGUGCUGUUCCCCGAGAGCCCAGUGCGGGGCUCCGGGCCUGAGGCCAAGAAGGUGGAGACGGACGGGGCUGGUGGGCUCGGCGGCAAGGCCAAGGCGGCGCUGGCCGGGAAAGCCCCCGACGCUGGCACCGAGUGGCUGAAGCAGUUUGACGCCAUGCUGCCGGGGUACAGCCUCAAGAACGAGCUGGACAUCCUGACGCUGCUCAAACAGGAGAGCCCGGCGCUGGAGAAGGCCGUGCAGCACUGCUACGUGAAUAACGUGUCCAACCUGGACGUGCGUCAGCUCUCCGUCCUGCCCCAGGAGCCAUCCCCACCCCUGUCCCCCCUGGUCCCCUCCCCUGCCAGCCCCGCCCCCGGGGACAGGAUCCCCGAGGCACCCCCCGAGGAGGCCCCCGCGCCCCCCUCCCCGCCCGCCCUCUCCCCGCCCUCCAAGGAGGAGGCGGCUCGUUCGCCGCCCAAGCUCAAGCAGCGCUCGCGGCCCCCGGAGGAGGGAGAGGAGCCCCGGCCCCGGCUCAAGAAGUGGAAGGGGGUGCGGUGGAAGCGGCUGCGCUUCCUCAUCACCAUCCAGAAGGGCGGCGCCAAGCAGGACGGCGAGAAGGAGAUCUCCGAGUUCAUCGAGAAGCUGGGCACCACCCUGCGGCCUGAGAAGGUGCCCCGGGACCUGCGCAAAUGCUGCUUCUGCCACGAGGAGGGGGACGGUGCCACCGACGGGCCCGCCCGCCUCCUCAACCUUGACCUGGACCUCUGGGUGCACCUGAACUGCGCCCUGUGGUCCACCGAGGUGUAUGAGACUCAGGGCGGGGCGCUGAUCAACGUGGAGGGGGCGCUGCACCGAGGGCUGCUCACCAAGUGCUCCCUGUGCCAGAAGACGGGCGCCACCAACAGCUGCAACCGCAUCCGCUGCCCCAGCGUCUACCACUUCGCCUGCGCCAUCCGGGCCAAGUGCAUGUUCUUCAAGGACAAGACCAUGCUGUGCCCGCUGCACAAGCUCAAGGGCCCCUGUGAGCAGGAGCUCAGCACCUUCACCGUCUUCCGGCGCGUCUACAUCGAGCGGGACGAGGUGAAGCAGAUCGCCAGCAUCAUCCAGCGCGGCGAGCGCCUGCAUAUGUUCCGCGUGGGCGGCCUGCUCUUCCACGCCAUCGGCCAGCUGCUGCCCCACCAGAUGGGCGACUUCCACAGCGUCACGGCCCUCUACCCCGUGGGCUUCGAGGCCACCCGCAUCUACUGGAGCCUGCGCACCAACAACCGCCGCUGCUGCUACCGCUGCACCGUCUGCGAGAACAACGGGCGCCCCGAGUUCGUGGUGCAGGCCAUCGAGCAGGGCCUGGAGGACCUGGUCUUCACCGACGCCUCGCCACAGGCCGUCUGGAACCGCAUCAUCGAGCCAGUGGCGGCCAUGAGGAAGGAGGCCGACAUGCUGCGGCUCUUCCCCGAGUACCUGAAGGGCGAGGAGCUCUUUGGUCUCACGGUGCACGCGGUGCUGCGCAUUGCCGAGUCCCUGCCUGGCGUGGAGAGCUGCCAGAAUUACCUGUUCCGCUACGGGCGCCACCCGCUGAUGGAGCUGCCGCUCAUGAUCAACCCCACCGGCUGUGCCCGGUCCGAGCCCAAGAUCCUCACCCACUACAAACGGCCCCACACCCUGAACAGCACCAGCAUGUCCAAGGCCUACCAGAGCACCUUCACGGGGGAGACCAACACGCCCUACAGCAAGCAGUUUGUGCACUCCAAGUCCUCGCAGUACCGCCGCCUCAAGACCGAGUGGAAGAACAACGUGUACCUGGCGCGCUCCCGCAUCCAGGGGCUGGGGCUCUAUGCCGCCAAGGACCUGGAGAAGCACACCAUGGUCAUCGAGUACAUCGGCACCAUCAUCCGCAACGAGGUGGCCAACCGGCGCGAGAAGAUCUACGAGGAGCAGAACAGAGGAAUCUACAUGUUCCGCAUCAACAAUGAACACGUCAUCGACGCCACGCUGACGGGGGGCCCAGCCAGGUACAUUAACCACUCCUGCGCCCCAAACUGUGUGGCUGAGGUCGUGACCUUCGACAAGGAAGAUAAGAUCAUUAUCAUUUCCAGCCGCCGGAUUCCCAAAGGGGAGGAGCUGACCUACGACUACCAGUUUGACUUUGAAGACGAUCAGCAUAAGAUCCCCUGCCACUGCGGAGCCUGGAACUGCAGGAAAUGGAUGAACUAGCCACCACGGGGCCACCAGUCACAGGCAGCCCCGGGGGCACAGCAGAGCCUGCUGAAGGAGGCCUCUGUUGCGGGUUCUCCUCCCCCUUUGCCAUGCUGGGGGCAGGGGACGCAGAGAUGGCGCAGGGGAAACGUCCCCAUCUGGAACCCAGGAAGCGAGGUUGGUGCAGGUGGAUCAGCCGGGGCCACCUUCGGUUCCAAAGGCGAGGUGGCUCCAGGGGGCGCCCGUCCUUGCUCACACCCAUCGGAUGCUGCCCGCCUCACCUCCACAGGGAGGGCGUAUCGAAAAGACCAGGGACCUCGGUGCUCUCCCUAGCCACUCCAGCCCUGCGUGCCUCGGCCCUGGGCCUCUGCUGGCAGGGCGCUGCUCUCCCCGGGUGGGUGGCCGCAGCGCCAUGAGUGGAACCGAUGAACUGGCAACUCAGGGUUUUCUUUGUUUUGUUUUGUGAGGAGGGUGGGGCCUGUGGCACCAACAAAACCUGCCCUGUCCGCCUUGCUCACUGUAAAUAACUGGAUGGAUGCGGGGUGAUCGGGGUGCUCCAGCUUGGAGUCCGGGGCGGGGCGGCCGAGGUAUAGGACCCACGGGGAGCUCAGAUCCAGUCUGUCUGUUUAAAAAAAAAAAAACUAAUAAUAUUUGCUCGCUAACUUACCAAGGUAACAAAGAGACUCCUUGAGCUUGACAAUCCCAAACCUCCCAGCCCGGCUCUCUGGAGACAGACAGAGCUCGCUUGGGCUUCGGUUUAUUUCUUGUUCCGUCAACGAAAGCACCGUGAGCAUGUGAAGGAGGCACCCGCUGCUGGAGCAGAGCUGGGGAGAGCCGCGUGCAGAAAAGGGCUCCCCACCCCCAUGGACGCAAGGAGCCUCUGCACCCAAACCUACCUCAUUUUAAGUGUUAGAUUCUGCUGUUUUCAAUGUGACCCUCCCUCCGAGACUGACCACACGCAACCUUCCUCGUUCUGAAUGAGAACUAGUGGCCGUGGGGGGAGCCUGGGGCAGAGGGAGAUUGUUGCCUUGAGCUCUGACCUGGUUCUGCCUGGAAGGAGAGAGACCAUAAAAUAUCCCAGGAUCCCCUCCCCCCACCUGUGGGGCCCGCCCGGUUAGGUGCACAGGUGUGUUCCUGGCGACUCCCCCACCGUGCACAAAGCUGGGCUCUCUGCUGCCAGCCCAGAGGCAGAGCCCAGGAGAGGUGGGGGUUCGGGGCUUGAAUUAGAACGUGCCAAGACCCUGGCCCUGCUUCCACCCACCUUCCCAGCCCAGUGCAAGCAGCCCCCGAGCGCCGCUGCCGGACACUGAGCCCAGCGUGUCGGGGAGACCAGGUGUCCGUUCAAGCCCCUGGGGCUGGAGGAGCUGAGCUCCAUGGGGAGCCUGGUUUCAGGCUGCUGCCAUACUCCUGAGUCUGGGGGUGGGGUAGGGGGCCAAGCUCUGCUCUGGGCCCUGCCUCAGCCACUCCGCUCCCCCACUAACCAGCUCCCCUUUCACUAGCAGAACUGCUGCUCCAGGCUGGCCUGAGGAGGCUGUCUGGGUCUGUAAUGUCGGCGUGGUAUGGGGGGUAUUUAUCUAUUUAUACCUUAGCUUGUAUAUAUUAGAAUCUUGGGGGGCUCUCUUCUGUGCUCUGCUUGGCUGAGAUUUUGGACGGUGCGGGAGGGGAGAUCUUGGGGGGGGAAGGGGGGGCAUGUUCCAUAACUCAACCAGGGGGAGCAAACAUCCUCCCCACUCCCUGCUCUUGUCUUCAUUGUUAAAUAGAAACCCCGUAUGUGACGGGGUCCAGGAGCCUCCUGCCAGGCGUGGGCUCCCCAGGGAAGGGAGAGGAUUGGUGACAUUACAAACCGGGCACCACGUCUCGUCCUCCAGCCUCCCCCUGCCACAGCACCCUCUUGCUGACGGUUGAAUGCUCAUCCGGGAGGGACCUUCUAAGACUGCUGUAAACCAGAUGGGGCAGGAGGUCCCGCUCUCGCUGCCCCUUUCCAGUAAACUGUAUCGUUUGACAUCUCUUAACGCACAAAGGCCUGACACCCCCACCCCCUCGGGGAUGGCAUAGGGAAUAGCACAGUUGGGAGGAAAGAAGCAGAACGAACUCCUGCAGUGCUCUCCCAUGCCACAGCUGCCUGGCUCAGCUGAGGAGGGGUCUCUUUUGUAUUAAACUUCCUUCCUCUCCUGGGGCGGGAGAGGGAAUGAAAUGAAGUGAGAUUUAUUUUGGGGGGAGUGAAAUCUGGGGGAGGGGGCCCCAGGGCAUUUUAUGUUUUUAAAUCAAAAGAUUUUGAGUGAGAGAGAAGAAGUGUCGUGUUUUUAAAAAGCUGCUUCUGCAACUAUUCAAAGCUGCAAAAGGUUUAAAAUGAAAUGUUGGAACUCGGGGUGAGGGCAGGGAAUAAUAAAAUAAAAACUAUACACAAAAUUUAAAUUUAACCCUGUAAAUAAAAUGGGAGCUGUGUAGAGAAAAAACCGUUUUUACCAAUAAUAAAACCACUGGAUGUUAUUUUAAAAUAAAGAUGUGUGAGAGAGAAAAAGCCAGUAUAACUUUUUUGUUUUUUUCCAUUAACUUGGAAGGCUGUAAAGUGUAUAAAAUAAAAAUUUAAAAAAUUACUACAAAAAAACAAUUAAAGCUGGGAAAGAGGAAAGAAAAUACCAGAAUAUAGCAGGUUGUAAGACUUUUUAGACUAUGGUUAGAGUAUAAAAUAGUCCUGUAGAUUUUAGCUGGGGAGGGGGGAACCCUAUACAGUUUUUAAUUUUUAUAUAAACUAUAAUCCAGCCCCAGAGCUGACAUUUGAUUUUUUUUUUUAAAGUUCUCUGCUUGUAAAAUUGCAUUCAAAGCCUUGUCCAAUACUUCUGUUUGUUUACAGUUGCAGAUAUUAUCUUCUAAGUUUUACCUUUUAUGACCCUGAAAUAACCAUUUAUUAUUUUGUUGGGUUUUUUUAAAAAAAUAAAGUUUAAAAUAAAACUAUGGCAAGCGUGGACUCUGUGAGGAAUCUUCCUGUGUGUUUUGGGGUUUUAUUUUUUGUGUGUACCCUGUACAGCGAGGUGGUCCUUCGUAACAAAGAAAAGAAUGGAAAAAAUAAAAUUAUUCCUUUUUUAAGAAAAACAAAAAAAUGAACUUGUAUGUGGCAUGUUUUGUAUUGGAUAUAAUUUUGAAAUGUAUAUAAUUUAUGUUUAAAGAGGCAAAGAGUGAGUUUCAAAUUUUGCUUCUCUGAGUUUGUUUUUAAAGGAAAAAAAUAAAAGUGCAUUUUAAAUACUGGGUGA